This is a messenger RNA of Owenia fusiformis, 848 nucleotides long. The record is from the annotation of a GenBank genome assembly. Lineage: Eukaryota; Metazoa; Annelida; Polychaeta; Sabellida; Oweniidae.
UGUGGCUAUACGUAGGUACAAACCUGUGGCAGUAAGUAGGUACUAUUUUGUGGGAAUAAGAAGGUACAGACCUUUGGCAGUAAGUAGGUUCAAUCAUGUGGCUAUACGUAGGUACAAUCAUGUGGCUAUACGUAGGUACAAUCCUGUGACUAUGCGUAGGUACAAUCCUGUGGCUAUACGUAGGUACAAUCCUGUGGCUAUACGUAGGUACAAUCCUUUGGCAAUAAGAAGGUACAAUCCUGUGGCAGUGAGUAGGUACAAUCCUGUGGCAAUGAGUAGGUACAAUCCUGUGGCAAUAAGUAGGUACAAUCUUGUUGCAGUGAGUAGGUACAAUCCUGUCGCAGUAAGUAGGUACAAUCCUGUGGCAGUGAGUAGGUACAAUCCUUUGGCAAUAAGUAAGUACAAUCCUGUGGCAGUAAGUAGGUACAAUCCUGUGGCAAUAAGUAUGUUCAAUCCUGUGGCUUUACGUAGGUACAAUCCUGUGGCUAUACGUAGGUACAAUCCCGUGGCAAUAAUUAGGUACAAUCAUGUGGCAAUAAGUCGGUACAAUCCUGUGGCAGUAAGUAGGUACAAUCCUUUGGCAGUAAGUAGGUCCAAUCCCAUUUCAUUCCCAGGGGUGGUAGUAGGUAAGAGCUUCAAUAUUGCAGAUGCUAAUGUAACACAUGCAUUUUAUUGUUUUAGACUAAACUAUGGAGAGGAAAGGUGGCCAGUGAAGGAGACACUGAGUUCCAUUUGUGGAGUGUUGGAGGGACAACAGAAAUAAUGUCCGACGAGGAGUUCGACAAUGAAACAAAGACGGUUAACUUGAGAACUCCACGAUGGAGAACAGAACAUUUCAACAACUACAU